GUCCGUCUGUCCUUCCUGUGCCGUCUCUAUCAGCGCCUGCUGGCCGGCUGCGUCCUCCUCGAUCAGCCCCAGAGCAUCCUGGGAGAUUUCACCUGGAAGGAGCUGUGUGACAUCAUCGACGAGCAGGUGGACCGGCUGACCUUUGACCUCCGGGAGGCCAACAACAAGAUCGCCCACCUGCAGAGUGUGUGUGAGAAGAAGAGUGUGUGUGUGCGCCAGCUGCAGCGCAGUCAGGAGUGUGUGUUGUCUCGUCUGGAGGAGAGCAUGAGGAGGAGGGAGGAGGCGUGGAGCAGCCAGCACACACACACCGUGACACAGCUGCAGAACGAGCUGCAGCUGUGUCGCUCUCAGUUCGACUCUCUCCGCGGUCACGCCUCCUCUCUGGAGCUCCGCGCCUCCUCUCUGACCUCUGACCUCUCCCGGCUCCGCGGCCUCCUCUCCCGCCGCCGCAGGGAGUCGUCCUGCUUCCUGUCGGCGAGCGUCCUGCUGGCCGGGACGCUGAGACACACACACCGCCGCCUGCAGACGCUCUGCGCGCAGAAAACGCUCCUCUGCAGACGUCUGGCAGAGAGGGAGGUGCUGGAGGAGGAGGUGAGGAGGCUGGCGGCGGCUCUGGGAGGAGUGUGUGUGUGGUGCUGGCGGUGA
Plectropomus leopardus (leopard coralgrouper) is the source of this 645-nucleotide messenger RNA. The record is from RefSeq and is a predicted model, not a curated record. NCBI's taxonomy places the organism in Eukaryota, Metazoa, Chordata, Actinopteri, Perciformes, Serranidae.